Molecule: messenger RNA, 2787 nt
Organism: Oryzias latipes (Japanese medaka)
Lineage: Eukaryota; Metazoa; Chordata; Actinopteri; Beloniformes; Adrianichthyidae
Gene: tmem117
Product: transmembrane protein 117
Biological process (GO): intrinsic apoptotic signaling pathway in response to endoplasmic reticulum stress
Source: RefSeq, a predicted model, not a curated record
AAAGUUAGAAUAAUUUCCUGUAAAAAACAACAUAGGGAAGGGGCUACAUUUAUUUUGAAGGGCAUGAGCGGAAGUCGCAGUUAAACUAACUUCUGUUUGACCACGGUGAGUAAACGUGCUCGCUGUCUGUCCUGCAGUGAUGUUAGGCGCUCUCUGUGUGGACUCAUCCUUCUCGAUUCUCUCUCAAGCAUCGUCCACAGCUCGCGAUCGGGUUGCCGUCAGUGACCGGAAACGAGCUGAGGAACCGGCUCGGUUUGGGUGGACCGGACAGAACAGUCGGCACGAUGGCUGAUGAUUUGGGGGAACCUCUCCAUCACACAGACAACAGGUCCUGUAGAUAACCCCCCUUCAUCAUCCUCAAAGGCCACCGUAACGUCGCAUCUCGUGCUGCGUGUCGCGUGAGGGACACUGCGUGAAGCAGGUGAAGUGUGGCUGGGGGGCUUCAGCAGGAUGGAAAUAGAUGCCUGUUUUCGCUACUACUUCCAGCACCCGUGGUCUCGCCUAAUUGUCGCUAACCUCGUCACCUUCUUCAACUUCCUCAUCUUCGCCGAGGACCCCAUCUCUCACAGUCAGACUGAAGCCCACAUUAUGGUGGUGGGCAACUGCUUCUCCUUCCUGUUCAACAAAUACCCCGGCCUCGGGUGGAACAUUCUGAAAGUAAUAUGCUGGAUAUUGGCCAUCAUCACCGGCCUGCUAGCUGGGAAGUUUAUAUUCCACCGCCAGCUCUUUGGUCGAUACCUGCGGCUGAAAAUGUUCCGCGAGGAUCAUGGCUCCUGGAUGACCAUGUUCUUCAGCACCAUCCUCUUCCUCUUCAUCUUCUCACAGAUCUACAACCUUUUCCUGUUGAUGGCUGGGAAUAUGAAGCCUCACAUGGUGACAGAAUACAUGGGAAUCAGGAAUGAGAGUUUUAUGAAGAUUGCUGCAGUGGGGACAUGGAUGGGAGAUUUUGUCACCGCUUGGAUGGUGACAGAUAUGAUGCUCCAGGACCAAAAUUACCCAGAUUGGGGAAAAGCUGCCAGGAAGUUCUGGAAACGAGGCAACAACAGGAUUGUUCUGUUCUGGUCAGUGCUCAUCUCCUUGACUUCCGUUGUAGUUCUGGUCAUCAGCACCGACUGGAUCAGCUGGGACAACUUGAACCGAGGCUUCCUGCCCAGUGACGAGGUCUCCAGAGCAUUCCUAGCCUCCUUCAUCUUGGUCUUCGACCUUCUUAUUGUAAUGCAGGACUGGGAGUUUCCUCACUUCAUGGGCGAUCUAGAUCUCAAUCUGCCUGGAAUGUCGACGACCCACGUUAAGGUCAAGCUUCCUGUCUGCAAGAGCAUCUUUAAGGAGGAGUACCACCUUCACAUCACAGGCAAGUGGUUUAACUAUGGCAUCAUCUUCCUCGUGUUGAUUUUGGACCUUAACAUGUGGAAGAACCAGAUCUUUUACAAACCCUAUGAGUACGGCCAAUACGUCGGCCCUGGUGAGAAGAUCUACACCGUUGAAGAGCCUGAGACUCUGCAGAACUUUAACCACAGCACCCUUACUUACGAGUGGCGCUCCACCAACAUUGACCCCUCUACCAACAUGACGUACGUGCUUCGAGACAUGUUUCUGCACAGCCGAUACACCGGGGCCAGCCUUGAUGUCAAAUGUCUGGCUUUUAUCCCGAGUCUUGCUGCGUUUGUCCUCUUCGGCUUCUUCGUCUGGUUGUUGGGCCGGUUUCAAGGCAGCGAGACCUUCCCGGAAAGUCAAGACAAGGCGUACGAGAGGAUUAAGAAAAAGUCCCCCUCCGAGUACAGCAAGGAGAUGGGAGUGACGCCAGAGGAGACGCACUUCCCAAUGAGCGACAGCCAGAAACGACUGAGCACGCCAAUGCUGCUGUCGGUGGAUUUGCCUCACUUCGGGGCCACACCUUCUUCCAACUCGACCAUCUCUAUGGAAACCCAAGAGACGCACCCAAGCAUUGCCAUUGACAGCUCGGCACUGGAUGAACCAUCUGGGUUUUCUGAUGUCCACAGACUCUCUCCAUGACUGUCACAUGGCUGAGUUUGCAGUAGAAGUUGUAUUGACAAGUGUAAUUUAUUAAGAGAGAAAUGUAAUGAGGAAAUUAGAAAGGUUGUGGCAGACACCCAGUUUUCUAAUUUUGUAGGAAUCCCUUUAUAAAAGACUCAUUAUUAACAACAAUUUUGAUGUGAAGCAUUGAACCUGCUAUUGAACCUAGGGCUUGCUAUGCAGUUUCAUAACUCAAUUUUUGUCAGCGUAAUCUAAUGGGUGCCUAUACCAGAGCAGUGUUUCCACAGUCCAUUGUAGUGUUUCAAAAAAGAUAUAUGACAGCUACAGGUGUGCCUUAAUUUUAUGUAUUUAAAUUCUGAAAUAUCCAUAUUCAAACAGCCUUUACUGCUAUAGUCAACAGCGUUCUCCUAGAUAACGUCUUCUAUACUGAUUCCUGCAUAAUAUUCACAUAUCUAAUAUACACUUAUUACCUCAUUCAAUCUUCAUAUUCAGCCACUUUAAUUUCUCCUCCAGUGAUUUCUCUCUCAAUCUAGUGUAAAUGCACAUCUCAUGUUGAAAUUACAUGAUUAUCAACAUCGAUGUAUGCUGAUGACCUUUUCGUAUGCCCUCACUUGAUAUCCGUUUUGGAGAUAAUAAAUGUAAUCAGCAGAGAUGAAAUGGCAAGCCAACAAACCGCUGCAUGAUUGCUAAUGUGUCUGCUGUGCCUUCGCUGCAUACCAAGAGUGGAGAUGCUUUUUGUUUCUCAUUGCAACAUAAGUGGAAGCUGGCUUCUGAUUAAAAGAUCACAAAUUC